UCUCCAUGUUACAACCUUUCGUCUCCUCCUCUUCUAUAUAUAACCCACAACCCUCUCCUUAAUCCCUCUCUCUUUCAAAACACCUCUUCAAUUUCCUCUGUUUCUUCUUGCAAUCCAGCAAACUAAAAUGUGCAGCUCUAAGGCUAAGGUGACCACCGGUGUCGAAAUGUCUCCGACAGUGGCCAAAAUCAACGGCCGGCCAGUCCUUCAGCCUACUUGUAACCGUGUUCCUACCCUCGAAAGGCUUAAUUCUCUUAAAAAAAUACCAUCAAAGUCUCCUCCACCACCACUGACUGCUCCAUCAUCCCCAAAGUCAAAGUCGCCUAGACCACCUGCAAUCAAGAGAGGAAGUGAUCCUAAUGGACUGAAUUCGAGUUCUGAUGAGAAGAUUUUGAUUCCAAGAAACACCAUAAAAGCGCCCAGUUUAGAUAGAAAGAAGUCUAAAAGUUUUAAAGAAAGCAGUUAUUCAUCUACUUCUGUUGAGGCAUCAUUGAGUUAUCCUUCUUCUUUGAUCGUUGAGGCUCCAGGAAGUAUUGCUGCAGUGAGAAGAGAACAAAUGGCAUUUCAACAUGCACAAAGAAAAAUGAGAAUUGCUCAUUAUGGAAGAUCAAAGUCUGCCAAGUUUGAACCCAAAUUUGCUCCUAUUGAUUCUUCAAUCAAUGAGCCUAAUUCAAAACAUGAUGAGGAAGAGAAGAGAUGCAGUUUUAUUACACCAAACUCAGAUCCCGUUUAUGUUGCUUACCAUGACGAAGAAUGGGGAGUUCCUGUACAUGAUGACAAGUUAUUAUUUGAAUUGCUGGUGCUAAGUGGUGCUCAGGUUGGCUCAGAUUGGACUUCAAUCUUGAAGAAACGCCAAGCUUUCAGGGAUGCAUUUUCAGGGUUUGAAGCAGAAACAGUGGCUAAUAUCACUGAAAAACAAAUAAUUUCUAUCAGCACAGAACAUGGCAUUGAAAUAAGCCGAGUUCGAGGUGUAGUUGACAACGCUAACCGAAUCCUUGAGAUUAAGAAGCAGUUCGGAUCAUUUGAAAAAUACAUAUGGGCAUUCGUGAACAACAAGGCUAUCUCAACCCAGUACAAAUUCGGACACAAGAUUCCUGUCAAGACUUCAAAAUCAGAGAGUAUAAGCAAAGACAUGGUGAGGAGAGGGUUUAGGUACGUGGGUCCAACAGUGGUUCACUCAUUCAUGCAAGCUGCGGGCUUGACCAAUGACCAUUUGAUCACUUGCCACCGGCAUCUUCCCUGCACCCUUUUGGCAGCUCGCCGGCCCACCUAACCACAAAACCUAUAACUAAAAUUAUAACUUUUGACAACAAAAAAAUUAAUAACAAAGACAUCAAAGGAGAUAAAUAUAUAGUCGUUGACCCUAUAUAUAUAUAUCUAACUGGGAAUCAAUUAAUUGAUGGUUUGUGUAUAAUAUGUAGAGCAAAGGAUUUGUCUAAUAUAAGGUCGACUUUCUUAAGAAUUAGAGUAGUUUUGUGACUUGAGUGAUGGGUUUUCAUUUGUUCUUUUUGAUAAUCAUAGUUUGAUCAGUUUGAGUGUGGUGAAAUAGAUUAGAGAGAAGAAAGGUUGGGAAUAGUGCUCCGGUGGUGGAGGAGACAGGCUGCAUGUGCAAUUGGGAGGCAAUAGCAUGUGUGGAUGUCAGCUACUUUUUCUUUCCAUGUGACCUUAUCACACUUCCAUUAUUUGGGGAGACUUUCUUUUUAACAGCCUGUGUGAGUGAGAUACUUGUAUUGCAUAAGAGGUAGAAUUGGGUCCACCUAUUCCAUCUUCCUUCCACUGUCUAUCAGAAUUUUUUUUUUUUUUUAAAAAGGGGAAGUUGAAGCUCCAAGAAAGAAAUUUAAAUCACGCAAUUGUGAUUAUAAGCCACCCAUACAUGUAAUUUCUACAGUCAAUCAGGACUGGAAUUAGCUUCCCCGUAUCAGAAUUUUAAUUUGGGGUUGGAGUUGUAAUUCUACUGUAAUUUUCUAACUUUUUUUUAGUGGCCUCAUGGGGAAUAUUAUACCUCAAAUGGCUAUGUAUGUAAUCUUUUAUUUGGUGUGAAUUUUUGAGUGGUGUUUGAUAUGUG
Jatropha curcas is the source of this 2065-nucleotide messenger RNA. RefSeq names its product DNA glycosylase superfamily protein. Lineage: Eukaryota; Viridiplantae; Streptophyta; Magnoliopsida; Malpighiales; Euphorbiaceae. Gene Ontology annotation, molecular function: DNA-3-methyladenine glycosylase activity. The record is from RefSeq and is a predicted model, not a curated record. Gene Ontology annotation, biological process: base-excision repair.